AUGACUAUUGUACUUACGGCAAUUAUUAUUGUAUUAUGUAUUUAUUAUAUAUGGAAUUAUUUAACGGGUAAACCAAAGAAUUCACCACCAGGAAUUAUUCGGCUGCCAAUAUGGGGCUCCUAUUGGCUGUUACUAUGGGGUAAUUAUAGUUAUCCCCAUAAAACUGUUGAUUAUUAUAUAAAAAAAUAUAAAUCAAAAAUAAUAAGUUGUUAUUUUGGUGAAGUAUAUACGGUUAUUGUUAAUGAUUAUAAGAGUGUUAAAGAAGUGUUGACCAGAAAAGAAUUCGAUGGAAGAUUGAGUGAUAAUCCUAUAUUCCGAGCUCGUUCUUUUGGAAAAAAAUUAGGAUUAUUUUUUAACGAUGACUAUGAAUGGCAACAACAACGUAGAUUUGCAUUGCAUAAUUUAAGAAAUUUUGGAUUUGGGCGCCGACAUGAACAAUUAGAAAGUGAAUUAGCUGAAGAAUUGAAUAUAUUAUUAGAUACAAUUAAAAAUGGCCCAAUUAAUGAAUAUGAAAAGAAAGUAGUUGAUAAAGAUCGAAUAUAUUUUCCCGAUAUUUUAUCGCCAAUUUGCGCUAAUUUUAUUUGGGCAGUUAUGGCAAACAAACGGUUCCCGCGAACAGAAAGUGGCGAGGAACAUGAAUCAUUACGGGAAUUAUGUAAAGGCGCAAGAAUUUUUCAAAAAAGUGGAGACACUUCCGGUGGUGCUAUUGCACUGACGCCUUGGUUAAGAUAUUUUGGUAAUUUAUUUGGAUACACUGGAUUUAUCGGCGGUAAUCAAACUUUGAUUGAUUUUGUCCAGACCUACAUCGAUCAAUUGGAUGACGAAAAACUGCACGACGAAACACAGAAUGCAUUUAUACCGACUUAUUUACGUGAAAUGAAAAAAAUUCAUCAAAAUAAAAAUUCAAAUAAUCAAAAAAUCGAUGACUUUGACGUCAAUAUGUACUCGACUCAGCAAUUAGUAACAAUUUGUAUCGAUUUUAUGUUUCCCGCGUUAUCAGCAGUACCCGCGGUUGUUACAAAUUGUAUUAAAUUUAUGAUCCAUUAUCCAGAAGUUAUGAAACGCGUGCAAGAAGAGAUCGAUGAUGUAAUCGGCUGUGAACGUUUGCCAACUUGGGAUGAUCGUAAAAAUUUACCUUUUACAGAAGCGACAAUCCGCGAAGUUAUGAGAAUAGAAACAAUAACGCCGCUAAGUGUUGGCCAUCGUUGUGUAGAAACAACAACUUUAUUUAAUUAUACAAUACCUAAAGAAACAUUGUUAUUAACAAAUUUAUCAGCGAUGCACAACGAUCCCAUUUUUUGGGGUGACCCGGAAAAUUUUCGUCCGGAAAGAUUUUUGACAGAUGAUAAUAAAAUCGUUAAGGAUUUAACGCUACCUUUUGGAUUAGGUCGCCGAGUAUGUGCAGGUGAAACAUUUGCCCGUUUUAUAAUAUUUGAAUUAUUUGCAACUCUUGUCCAAAAUUUUAAUUUCGAGUUAAUAAGCGGACAGCCAACUUCACUUGAUGACAAGUACCCAGGCCUCAUUGUCCAGCCAACCGAUACAUGGAUUAAAUUUAAAAUUCGUCAACAGUAAUAAUAAUAAUACUAAUCAUUUAUCAU
Microplitis demolitor is the source of this 1598-nucleotide messenger RNA. It is a transcript of the gene Cyp304a1, whose product is annotated as probable cytochrome P450 304a1. NCBI's taxonomy places the organism in Eukaryota, Metazoa, Arthropoda, Insecta, Hymenoptera, Braconidae. Gene Ontology annotation, molecular function: oxidoreductase activity, acting on paired donors, with incorporation or reduction of molecular oxygen; heme binding; monooxygenase activity. The transcript has 7 exons. The coding region runs from base 1 to 1572 and encodes 523 amino acids. The record is from RefSeq and is a predicted model, not a curated record.